GCACGGGAUGAAGGCUUCUCAGACUCACGACAGCUCAGAGCACAGCAAGGGCCCAUAGGAAGGGCAGCUUGCUUGGCUAUGGAAGCAAGAACUGGGUGUUGGUGUCAGAAAGACCCAAACUGUAUCCACUCAAGGAGUAAGUCUCCCCCAUCCACUCUGACCCUCAGUCUCCUCCUCUGCAACAGGACAAUAUUUCAGCCACAGGAAAAGAGUAAAGCCACAUUCAUAAAGGGACCCGACACGCACGGCAGCUUCCGGGUCAACUCUAACACAGCCCUGUCCCGGCAUCAGAAAGCAGAAAGAGCCACACUCAGACCAGGCCACUCUCUGCCAUGCUGUGACCACGGGCAGCAGUGGUCAGACACAUUGCCCCGGAGGAACACGAGCGUCCCCACCCCAGCGGGGACGACCCGGAGCACCCAGCGCCCCUCUGAGCCGGAGCAAAGGGCCUUCCUGAUCCGCCACUGGACCCUGGUCCUCCUGUCAGAGGUGUGUUGUGAGGGCCGCUCGGGUAGAAAUGGGCAUCCGACGGGGCAGCAGAGGAAGGCCGGUCAGCGCGAACCUGCGCGAGAUGGUUUCCCGUGGAUCUUGCCCUCGGGGGACCCGGGAAGGACAGGGCGCCCCGGGCCCAGCACAGCAGUGCAGCUGUGCUUGGUGACCAGCCCUGUCAACACACGGCCACUGACGGAGGGCUUCUCGUCGCAAGUGACUCAGCACAGAGGUGCCGUGUCACUGUUCACUCAGGUGACAUGGAGAGAUCGGCGAGGCUGUCCAGCUCAGGCAGCUGAGAAAGGCAGACCACCACCCACGUCCAGGGCCACUGGGAGCCCACGCUCCCCUGUCCAUGACUGUCUGCUCCCAGAAGGGAAGCGCCAGUCCCUCUGGCCGGGCAGCUGCAGAGCAAGGAUGCAAAGGAUUUGCCCCAACCACCUGGUGCUCGUCAUCCCCAGAACUGACCCAGCCUACGUGGCCCUGCUCUGGGACUUCAGGCCUGGACCCAGGAGUGUGAGGCAGUGUGGACGUGCAGGGACGUCAGUGGGUGGGCAGCACCCAGACCAGAGAUCAAGCAAAAUAGCUUCAAAUAUCCAGGAACUGACAAUCGCAGGCCCCUCGAGCACCUCACCCCGAGGCCCGUGUGCGCCUGGGCCCUGUGCCUCCCAGCGCCCCCAGAGGACAGCCCCCAGGCCCACGCGGCCACAGCUCAUGGCACUUCUGCUGUAAUACGGGUGGAGACCUGACAGCGUCUGCUGGCCAGCGCCCGGGGCACGCCUGAGUGUGUGGGCUCCCCGAGGGACACACAGGACUGGAGAUCACAGACUCCAAGUCCAAGUGCCAGCUCUUCUCCUGCCAGCUGUGUGACUCGAGGCAAGUCACUUAACCUCUCUGGGUGUCAGUCUUCUAUUCCGUGGAAUAAAGAUCUUAACAUGAACUUG
Messenger RNA from Marmota flaviventris (yellow-bellied marmot), 1433 nucleotides. RefSeq lists its product as uncharacterized. NCBI's taxonomy places the organism in Eukaryota, Metazoa, Chordata, Mammalia, Rodentia, Sciuridae. The record is from RefSeq and is a predicted model, not a curated record.